Messenger RNA from Trichoderma atroviride IMI 206040, 2071 nucleotides. RefSeq lists its product as uncharacterized. Gene Ontology annotation, molecular function: snoRNA binding. The record is from RefSeq and is a predicted model, not a curated record. Lineage: Eukaryota; Fungi; Ascomycota; Sordariomycetes; Hypocreales; Hypocreaceae. Gene Ontology annotation, cellular component: box C/D methylation guide snoRNP complex; small-subunit processome.
AUGGCGCACGUAGAUUACGUCCUUUUCGAGGCCGCCCUGGGUUAUGCCCUCUUCAAUGUGGUGCACCAGGCCGAUGCCGUUGGCGCCAAGUUGAAGGAGGUGCAAACCGCCGUCAACGAGCUGCCCAAGUUCAGCAAAAUGGUCAAUCUCGUCAACUUCACUCCUUUCAGCGGCCACGUCGAGGCUCUCGAGAACGUCAACCUGAUUUCUGAGGGUAUCGUUUCCGACCAGCUCAAGUCGGUGCUUGAGCUCAAUCUCCCCCAGACGAGCGGCAAGAAGAGCAAGAUUACCCUUGGUGUGGCGGAGAGGAACCUUGGUGGUGCCAUCAAGGCUCAGUUCCCCGGCCUCUCCAUCGAGACGAUCGAAACCUCAGUGGUUGUUGCCGAACUUAUCCGUGGAAUUCGUCUGCACGCCGAGAAGCUGCUGAAGGGCCUCCAGACUGGUGAUCUCACCAAGGCCUCGCUCGGUCUGGCCCACGCGUACUCUCGUGCCAAGGUCAAGUUCAACGUGACCCGCAACGAUAACCACAUCAUCCAGGCCAUUGCCACCGUCGACUUCCAGGAUAAGGGUGUCAACGGCUUUUUUAUGCGCCUUCGUGAAUGGUAUGGCUCGCACUUCCCUGAGCUCCAGAGAUUUACCUCGGACAACUACACCUACGCCAAGCUCGUCGGUGUUAUUGGAAACCGAAAGCUGCUCUCCGACGAGAAGCUCCACGACAUCGCCGCUGUCCUUGGUGAAGAUGGAGAAAAGGCCGAGGCCAUCAUUGAUGCCGCCAAGGUGUCUAUGGGUUAUGACCUUACCCCCACAGAUUUUGAGAUCAUCGAUCAGCUCUCCCAGCUCGUCCUCAAGCAAGCCGAUAACCGUCGAUCAACCUCCAACUAUCUUGAUGAGAAGUUGAACCAGGUCGCCCCCAACCUCAAGGCCCUGCUUGGAUCAAGCGUUGCUGCUCGUCUCAUCUCCCAUGCCGGUUCUCUCACCAACUUGGCCAAGCUCCCCUCGUCCACCCUGCAGAUUCUUGGUGCUGAGAAGGCUCUUUUCCGUGCGCUCAAGACCAAGGGUAACACCCCCAAGUUUGGUCUUCUGUUCCACGCUGGUGCCAUUGCCAAGGCUAGCAAGCAGAACAAGGGCCGCAUGUCUCGAUGCGUGGCCAACAAGGCUUCCAUGGCUUCUCGUAUCGACGUCUUCUCUGAUGAGCCUUCUACCCGAUUCGGUGAUGCUUUCAAGGCGCAGGUAGAUGAGCGUCUUGAGUUCUACGCCACCGGCAAGCGCCCCACCAAGAAUGCAGAUGUCAUUAAAUCUGUCAUGGAGUCUAUCGGCGAUGCCGAAUUAGAACUUGAUGAGGACAUGGUCGAUGCUCCUGAGGUUGCCGCCAAGAAGGAGAAGAAGGACAAGAAAGAGAAGAAGGACAAGAAGAAGGACAAGAAGGAGAAGAAGCGCAAGCGUGAUGAGGAUGAGGAUGUUCCCAUGACCAACGCUGAUGACGACAAGAAGGAGAAGAAGAAGAAGAAGAAGUCCAAGUCAAAGGAUGAGUAGAGUGCUUCCCAGCACUUGGAGGCUUCGACUGACUCAAAGUCCAUCACUGAGGUAGCCCAGCCAGAGGAGUCCGAAGAUGGCGGCGAGGACGAUGAGGCCUUGGCUCACGAGAAGACCGACAAAAAGAAGAAGAGCGACAACAAGCUCGGCAAGAAAGAAAAGUCGAGCGCCGUGUUUGAUCUAGCUACGUCGCAAGCCUGCGGAACUCUUGCUGAUCCUAUCCAGGACUCUUUGGUGAUGGCUGAGGAGACUAAACCCUCUCAGCCAAAGCCCAAGGACAAGACCAAGAAGGCAAAGAAAAGCAAGACUCCAAAGGCUGAGUAAGUUUUGCUUUGCAUGAGAGAUGUCGGCUCUGGAACUUGGGGUGGUAUCUGCUUCACUUUUGAAGGAGUUGUAAAGGAACUAUGGAAUUGGCGUUCAAGGAAAACAGCUUUGCUACUUAUUUAUUGUACAUAUAAGGGAUGCAUACCCCAUCUCGAUGUUGCAUUGUUCGAAUUAGCUCAGGUUAUUCACAUCAACAUAAUUGAAUUCAAGUUUG